UCUCUCUCUUGCGCGCGUGCGCACAGUGCGUGACCGGCCGCCCGUUCCUCCACGCCUGGAGACGCGGCGCCCCUUCUUCCUCAUUAUUCUCUCUCUCUCUGAAACCCUCUCUCUCUCUCCAGCUGUGGCUUUCCACCUCCGGCCGUCUCUCUCUUUCCCACCCGUGCGACGGCGUCUCCGAGGUCCCUGCGGCUUUGUCUGCAAAUGGGCUUGUCCAUGGCUGCUUCAUCGUCAUCUCUCAUCCCACCACCACAGCGGGAAUACAAUGUCUUCUUGAAUUUUAGCGGUCUUGACACCCGCGAGUCCAUUAUUAGUCAUCUACGAGUUGAUUUGGAGCGAAACGGCUUUCACACAUUUAGAGACGACGAAAACUUGGAUAGAGGACAGAGUAUUGGGCCAGGACUAUUGGAAGCAAUUGAGGAUUCAUCAAUGUCUCUUGUUGUGUUCUCAAAGAACUACUUUGCAUCGACAUGGUGUUUGCGCGAACUUAAGAAGAUUAUGGAGUGUAAAAAGAACUCAGAACAUUUUGUUUUGCCCAUAUUUUAUAAGAUAGAACCGUCUGAUAUACGACACUUAAACGAGAGUUGCAGAAAUCUUGGC
This is a messenger RNA of Diospyros lotus (date-plum), 600 nucleotides long. Its product is annotated as disease resistance protein RLM3-like. NCBI's taxonomy places the organism in Eukaryota, Viridiplantae, Streptophyta, Magnoliopsida, Ericales, Ebenaceae. The annotation marks the transcript as partial. The transcript has 2 exons. The record is from RefSeq and is a predicted model, not a curated record. Gene Ontology annotation, biological process: signal transduction.